AUGCAAAAGAACUUGAACCUACGUACGGCCCUCCUGCCAAAGGAUAUGACAACCCUUCGAAGCGACCACUCCUCUACCGCCAACUGGAUUCGCUGGGUCAAACCACUGGAGGAAUAUCGCAGAAACACCUUCUCCGUCUGGGUCAGCUACAACGCAAACCCGCGGCCAUGGAGAGUAGGUUGCUUUAUCGUCUCGCUUGAGGAGCCAUACGAGGAGCUUCGGGCAGACCUAGGAGCAGGACUACUAUUUUUAAGCUUCAAAUCACCACACACCAGCAAACUCAACCGCCUGAUGCUCGACAGCUCUAACAUAGUAGCGGCGCUUCGAUUUGCGCAAAAUUGCAACACUGCAGUCUUGCAGGUGGAGGCGGUCCAGAAUGAGAUCGAGAGGCCUCAUCAACCACAGGAGUAUUUACCCACAGGACCGCAGCCGCAUAUGAGGAAAGGACAAGAACGGCACGUGACAUUUGCAGAAGAGGACGAGGUUACGGAUGAGACACUGAACAAUACCAUGCGCGAUCGUGCCUUGCUUGGAUGGGCGUAUCCUGUCCUCGCAGGAGAAAUCUGCGCGUCACUCGAAGCGUACAGUUUGAGCAAAUCAGCUCUCGAAGUCUUCGAGUCAUGUGUUCCAAGAAGUUUGCCUCGAGAAGUGCUGCUUUUGAUUCGUGACGCACUUCUAAUUGCUGUGUUGAACGAUGGUACUUUGGCGGCUUGGGAGAACCGCUUCGAUUGUUUGAGCAAUACUUGCGACCUGUUGCUUCACUUAGAGGACGACGAACUAUGCAAUGCAUGGCGCGAAUUCAAGAAGGCAAACCCUGACGUUAACAAAAGGGGGAAAGUUUCCAAAGCAGCGAAGAUCAAGAAAAGAUUAUCCAAACCAUCACAUGAUAGAGAAAGAGAAGAGUUCACGGAUUUUGCAGCGGAUCUUAUUAAUGAUGACUUUCUUUGUACCGCAGAAUAUCAGCAAUGCUUGAAGAUUGUUCAUGGGCAGGACGAAUGUUUCAUAAAUUUCCUCAAGGUCUUCGAACGGGACUUUAAUCUCAAACUACACUUCGAUGUCUACACAACAUCCAUAGGCAGUAGUUAUCGUUAUGACGAAGACCUCGUGGCAAAACCAUACGUCCAGGCGUAUCUUAUAAUGCCAGUUGAUCAGUUUCCCGUUUUCACUGAUACUUCCUCCGGAGUAGCGGCAUUCUCGCUCGCGGCAUCCAUUGACAUCACAAAAGUGCAGACCCCAAUCAAUGACGAACAGAAAGGAUUGUUCAAGCACGCCUGCCGCGUUUUGAAGAUAAGGUGUCAGAAUGCGACAAGGAAGAAACAAACGCCGCGAGAAGCAUAUGGGACAGUCUCUUGGAAGGAAGAGGAUUUCGGUAGGCCGGUCACAAAUUUCGGCCUUAGGUCUUGCUUAGGAACUGACAUUUCGAACAGGAAGCCUGCCCAAGCUUAUGAUAUUCGCGUGUGA
This is a messenger RNA of Bacidia gigantensis, 1461 nucleotides long. RefSeq lists its product as uncharacterized. Bases 1 to 1461 code for a protein of 486 amino acids. The record is from RefSeq and is a predicted model, not a curated record. Lineage: Eukaryota; Fungi; Ascomycota; Lecanoromycetes; Lecanorales; Ramalinaceae. The transcript is spliced from 4 exons.